Cyclocybe aegerita is the source of this 696-nucleotide messenger RNA. The record is from the annotation of a GenBank genome assembly. Lineage: Eukaryota; Fungi; Basidiomycota; Agaricomycetes; Agaricales; Hemipholiotaceae.
AUGCGCUUAUGGAUAGACGGUCAACCGGCUCAACGUCAACGAUACCCCGGUCUAUUGGCCUGCCAGCUCAUCUGCGUCAACUGCAGGUGUAGCAAGUGCAGGUGCAACACGACUCUCCUCAUUCGCGUUCCAACAAUAGUCUCGGUGUCGGUUUCGGGCUCGUCAAGAGUGCGAUAUCACGUCUCAUGUUACUACAUCGCAUCAUGCUUGUCCAUGUCCUGUCCAAACCGGCGACGUGAACGGCGUCUUGUCAAUCGGUCUCCCAAGGUCUCCCAUCGCCCGGCGGUUGACGAAAUGGGGUUUCGGGUCUCCAGUCCUGGUGGGCAUCUAUCGCGAUUCAAUCUCUCCGUGUCAUCGACCGGCCGCCCUUUCGCGUGGAAUAAACCUGAACCUGGACCACGGGAUGAUAUCAGUUGGUCACUGGGGACUGGGAAGUCGCAGCACUUGUUCCAUGAUUUUUCCAUGAUUUUCCAAGCCGUUGGUCUGCCGCACGAACAAUCAGUUCUGAAAUUCCUGGCCCUCGAUGGUUAUCUUCGCGAGUUCAGGUGCCCCUUCAGCUUUCAUUUUCGAAAUAUUCCGGUUCAGAAAUUUACCGUCCAUGUCCAACACGUCGUUUCUCCAUCCACGACGAAAUCCCCGAACAGAUGUGAACGUUGGUCCACCAACAAAGGAAACCGGAAACUAGGAGGACCCUAG